Prosopis cineraria is the source of this 1230-nucleotide messenger RNA. RefSeq names its product protein FANTASTIC FOUR 3-like. The transcript has a single exon. Bases 306 to 1136 code for a protein of 276 amino acids. NCBI's taxonomy places the organism in Eukaryota, Viridiplantae, Streptophyta, Magnoliopsida, Fabales, Fabaceae. The record is from RefSeq and is a predicted model, not a curated record.
CACUACAAAUUCACCCGUCCCGCUUCACUUCUUCAACAUACCAGUUUCCUCGCCUUUUCGCUCCCAUUAAUAUCUCUCGUUCUUCCUCUUAUCUUCUCUUUCAUCCACCCAUUCGAAAGUCUCAAAGAUCUCAUCUUUUCUCCACCCACUUUUUUCUGCUUCACAGAGCAGAGCACUCUGUUUCCCAUUUUCCACUCCAACUCCUGCGUUGAAGCCUCGAGGUGUUCUUUCCGGUUCUUUCUCAAUUACUACAAGCAAAUCGUGGGAUUUUAAUAUUUCAGAUUCAAAUUUUGUAAAUCCAUUUCAUGGCUGCAAUAGUGUGCCGCGGGUUGCAGUCAUAUAAUUUCGAGUCUCAGCUCGUCGAGUCAAGAACCAGUACAACAUUUAGGCUUACCUUGCCUUUAUCAAAAUCUCUUCCCCCUCCUAGUCCUCCUCAACCCAAGGAUCUAACCUUCAAAUCCAAAACCCGUUAUUCUGAAGAAAUCAGCGGCAAAACUGAUACCGGUGGGUGGAGCUUUCUUCAAGCUCUUUCCGAUGUCCGCCAUGACGGCCUCAAAGAACUAUCUGAGAAGGAAAGCAUCUACGUCCAUCCUCAAACCAAGCGCUCUUCAUUGAUACUGAGCGAGAGAAGUCUCCAACUUUGCACCGAGAAUCUGGGAAACGAGACGGGUACUGACAUUGUGGGGAAGAGCAUUGACUUGCUGUGUUCAUCGUCGGAGAACGGCAGUGCCGGAGAUUGUCCGACAAGGGAGCAAACAAGGGCGGUGCGUCCUGUUUUGGAAGGUAAGAAAGAGAGAGCACAGAAUUUCCCACCUCCUUUGACGACCAUUAGGGGUUCGGAAUCUCUACGCGUAAGGCCCCACCGCGAAGAAGGACGACUGGUGAUCGAGGCGGUGAGGGUCACAUCAAGUGCUUCGUGUUUCAAAGCGGAGAGAAGCCAUGGCCGCCUUCGCCUCUGCCUUUUGAAAAAUCAGAGCACAAGGUUUGACUACGAAGAUGGUGACACGGACGAAACAGAGGAGAUCGAAAGCGAAGUGGAGGAGGAGGAGGAGGAUGACGAAGAUGAAGAAUAUGAAGAAUUAAGAGUGGAAAUGUGCGAGAGGCCGAUUAGGUGCAAAGAAUUGUUAAGUUAUUAAAUUGAGAAUGGGAGCCCCUCUGGGUGACUCCGUACUUCUUAAAGCUGUGUUUUGGAACUCUAUUUGAUAAAAAUAAAAAUAUUUUUAAUCUUUU